UUGGCUAACCCGGGCCAGCAGGGUAAAAGUAUGCCGAUGGUCGUUCCCGAGUGUCUCGCUAUAUGGCCGGUAAGGAUACCGUGUGUCCGGUUUUAGUGGGUAUGGAAUCAGUCUGACUUUGGUGGAUAUGGGAUCAGUCUGACUCUCCUCGGACAAGUCUUUUAUGCCCGAGGAAGUCGCAAUGCGUAAAGAGCAUUUCUACACGUUAAAAAAAAGCAUUUCUACACGUUAAAAAAAAAGCUGAGAAUAAAGAGCGAAAGAGACAGGACCAAACUUGUUAGUCUCUAUCUAUUACCCAACGCCGGCCGAACUUUCGAGUUCUCAUGGACAUGCUUUCUCGUUGUGUGCGUCAUCCCUACUCCUUUACUCUCUGGUGACUCUCAUCUUGAAAUUCUCAUCACUGUUCCUGGCUGACAGUAUACUUUUGCGAUUAGAAGACACAAGUUGCAUGCUCAUUGUUAUUAUGGCGAGUGCGCAUCAGUGUUGGGAGCUAACGAGUGAACAGAAAAUUUAUGCAAAGACGCAUUUAAACGAGACUGAUGACAUUAGGAAAGAUGCUCUAGCAGAGAUUAAACGUUGGAUAGAGGAAAGCAGCGACUUAUGCGCACAAACUGAUGAUAUUAGUAUUCUACCAUAUUUGAGGAUUUGUAAGUUUGAUAUCGAGGAAACUAAAAUCAGAAUUCAAAACUAUCACAAAUUGCGGUCCGAUGUACCAGAAUGGUAUACAAAUAAGGAUCCAUUCCAACCGGAAUUACAGGCAAUAUUCGAUUUGAGAAUGUUCUUUUUUCUACGAAAGCCAGACAAUCAAGGAAGAUCCGUUAUCUUCACACGUCCUUGUCUGUAUGAUCCAAAAACAACUAAAUUAUCGGAUCUAAUAAAGAUUGGCAUAAUGAUGUGGGAUAUAAGGCUAAGAAAUUAUGUUGAAACAUCAAUAUAUGGCUACGUUUUAUAUAUGGAUUUAUCCGGUUUGAGUUUGGAUCAUAUUACUGCAUUUGGACCCCGUGUUAUGAUAAAUUUGAUACAUUUGUGGCAGAAAUAUCCAGCAAACUUUGUAACAAUUAACUUCAUAAAUACACCAGGAUUUGCGGAUGCAACUUUGUCACUUUUCAAAACGUUUAUGAAUGAAGACUUGAAAAAAAAGAUUCAUUCCUCCAGGACAACAGAAGGUAGUUUUAAUGAUAUUCCAGCUAAUAUUUUGCCAAAUGAAUAUGGUGGUUCUGGGGGUCCAGUACAGGAAUUAACAGAUUAUUGGAGGAAAUUGAUCGAAGAGAAUCGUGACUGGUUUAUCGAUGAUGAAAAAUAUAAGAUGACAAUAGAUCGAAGCGCUGAAAUAAAUGAGCGAUACACACAAAUUUCUACAUACUGGUAACUUCUUAUGUAUAAGUUUAUGUAUAAUAAACUUAAAAUAAGAGGACGCGUAUGUGUGAGAUAAGUGCCCAAAGGAAUGCAGCAAACGUAACCUUCCUAGCUCUUGUAAAAAUUGAUUAUUCAAAGGAAAAA
Messenger RNA from Pogonomyrmex barbatus (red harvester ant), 1500 nucleotides. RefSeq names its product retinol-binding protein pinta-like. The record is from RefSeq and is a predicted model, not a curated record. Lineage: Eukaryota; Metazoa; Arthropoda; Insecta; Hymenoptera; Formicidae. Gene Ontology annotation, cellular component: membrane. Gene Ontology annotation, molecular function: phosphatidylinositol bisphosphate binding.